Molecule: messenger RNA, 3399 nt
Organism: Cryptomeria japonica (Japanese cedar)
Lineage: Eukaryota; Viridiplantae; Streptophyta; Pinopsida; Cupressales; Cupressaceae
Product: protein NPG1
Exons: 5
Coding region: 691-2874 (727 amino acids)
Molecular function (GO): protein binding
Source: RefSeq, a predicted model, not a curated record
GUGAGAACAUACAAGUGGGUUAAAUCUCUUUCUGACUGUAUGGAGAGCACCAUUUAUUUUUACAGAAUGGAAUUGGAUAUUGUAUGUAUUUGCCUUGAAUGCAAGUCUUUUCGACCUAUAGAGCUUCACGUGAUGUUCAUGAUGGUGGUCUGCUAUAGGCUCUCAGAUUGAGAUUAUGGUAGAUGUGUUUAUAGUCAACAGCGAGGGACAGACUUAUGUCAUGCUUCGCUCAUAGUGCUGAAAUAUUCCAUUUCACAUUCAACACAUCAAUCUCCGCCUUUAAUACUUGAAUUUGUGCCACCCAACCAUCUAUAGCGACCACUGUGUCUAUAUACAGCAUGUAUAUACAGUUGAACAUUUAUUGAUUGUUCUUUACUGAGGCACAAGCAGAACCUUUAUUGAUUGUUGUUUACUGAGGCACAAGCAGAACCUUGUUUACUAGAGUGUAAUUUUGCUUUCAACUAGUUAUUUCAAUUUGUAUGGAGAAAUAUAGAAGCCAAGUUUCUUCAUCUUUCCAGUAAACUGCUAAACAUAGAAGGACAACAGUCUCUAUUAAACUUGUAGUAAUUUGCAGUGACAAUUAUUUUCAAUACGAGAGUUGGAAGGACAUUUCAGGUUUCUUUUCUACAUUUAGAGGGGUGUUUCCUGAGUAAAAAACGAAGAGUUAGUUGAAUUAGUUGGAAUUAAUAAAUGCCUGGGUUUUGGAGCUGGGUUUUAUCAGCAGACAAAGACAAGAUGAUGAUGUGCACUUGCUCAAGAGAGCAGUUCAAACUAGGGGAAAUGCCUCAGUCCCCAGAAUCGUUUGCUACCAGGGACUUUUCUGCAAGUGGGUUUUCUUCGAGGACUGGAGAUGGUGAAGGUAGGCCUGAUAAUGGUAACAUUGAGGAAGCAGAAUCAUCACUACGGGAAGGAUUUUCUCUCAAUUAUGAGGAAGCCAGAGCAUUGUUGGGGCGACUUGAAUAUCAGAGAGGAAACAUAGAAGCAGCGCUGUAUGUCUUUGAGGGAAUAGACAUAAGCUCUGUAAUACCUAAGAUGAGAUGCACGAUUGCAAAUAGAGCGCAGUCCCGGAAAGGUCGGUUGCGUGGGGAAGUCACUAAUUCCAUGUCAAUGCAUGCCGUCAAUCUUUUACUUGAAGCUGUCUAUCUUAAAGCAAAAGCCCUGCAGGAUCUAGGGAGGCCAAGAGAAGCUGCUCAAGAAUGCAAGAUUGUUCUGGACACAGUUGAGUCCGCACUUCUUCAAUGCAUGCCUGAAGGUAUUACUCGUGAUUGCAAACUGCAUGAAACAGUGAGCAAAUCAGUAGAGUUACUUCCAGAACUUUGGAAGCAGGAAAGCUCUAUUCCAGAAGCCAUGUCUUCUUAUAGACGAGCCUUGCUUAAUCCUUGGGGUCUGGAUUCUGAAUGCUCAGGCCGGAUACAGAAAGAGUUUGCAAUGAUGCUCCUUUAUAGUGGUGUUGAAGCAGGCCCUCCAAGCCUUGGAUCACAAGUGGAGGGCUCAUACAUUCCUAAGAAUAAUAUGGAGGAGGCCAUAUUGUUGCUCUUGAUUCUCUUAAGAAAGUUUGCUCUGAAAAAAAUUCCUUGGGAUCCCACAAUAAUGGAGCACCUUACCUUUGCAUUGUCAACAACAGGACAAUUUGGAACAUUAGCUAAUCAAGUAGAGGAGUUAGUUCCUAGGAUCUACAAUAGAACUGAUAGGUGGUAUACUCUUGCUCUUUGUUAUAGUGCUGGAGGCCAGGAUGAGGUGGCCUUAAACCUGUUAAAAAAGUCUGUUAGCCGUAAUGAGAAGCCAGAUUUUAUCCCAGCGCUUCUUUUGGCAUCAAAAAUAUCUUGCAAAAACUCAAACCAUGAUAAUCUAGCUGUGCUUUUUGCAAAAAGAGCCUUAGAAAACCUAGAAAUCCUAGGAAGGGAAGGUAACUGCAUGAAAUGUAUUGCCAAUGGUUUGUUAGGGAGUGCCUUAGGGAAACAAUCUAAACUUGCACUUUCUGACACAGAAAGGACUCAGAUGCAAUCUGGGGCUGUUACUGCUUUAGAAAAGGCUAUAUCAACAGAGAAUGGAGAUCCUAAAAUGCUUAUGUGUCUUUGUUUGGAGAAUGCAGAGCAGCGCAAUUUAAAUGUUGCACUAGGCUAUGCAAGAAAGUUACUAGAGAUGGAAGGAGGUACAUCAAUAAAAGGGUGGAGACUUCUUGCCCUUAUACUCUCAGCGCAACAGAAGUACUCUGAGGCAGAAACAGUUAUUGAUGCAGCAUUGGAUCAGACUGGAAAGUGGGAGCAGGGAGAGCUACUUCGAACAAAGGCUAAGCUUCAGAAUGCCCAGGGAAAAUCCAAGGAUGCUAUCAAGACAUAUGGCCGGUUGCUUGCUUUAGUUCAAGCUCAAAAGAAAAGUUUUGGGAAUGGGAUUUGGAAGCUUAAGGGUUGGAGUGAUAGAGACCUAGAAUUGGAAGCCUGGCAGGAUUUGGCAUAUGUUUAUACAAGCCUAGAGAAGUGGCAGGAUGCUGGAAUUUGUUUGCAGAAAGCAAAUGCUCACAAACCUCAUUCUGCCCAAACCUGGCAUGCUACUGGGGUGCUAUAUCAGGCACAGAAGCUACACAACCAGGCAUUGAAUGCCUUUUCAUAUGCCAUAGCAACCGAUCCUGAACAUGUACCAAGCAUGAUAUCUACAGCAGAAAUCCUAAGACAACAAAGUGAGGUUAAAUCAUUACCUGUUGCCAGAACCUUAUUGACAGCUGCUCUUAAGCUAGACAAAACCAAUCAUAGAACAUGGUUGAAUCUGGGAAUGGUUCACAAGAUGGAAGAGCGUUUGCAGGAUGCUGCAGAAUGUUUUCAAACUUCUUACCUACUUGAACUGUCUAACCCAGUUGAGAGUUUCAAUACAGUCUAAGGUUACAGGGAUGUUUCAAUUCAGCCUAACAACAUUUCAUUGUGAUUUUCAAUUCAAUCUUAAUUAGAAUUCAUGAAAUGAGUUUGGUAAGUUUGCAGGGAGUUUUGGUUAUACUGAAUGUUAUUCACAUGUAUAAGCCAGCUCGCACACUUCACUUGCAGGGUCUGACGUUAACAAGUUCUCACUGGUGUGAUCAAAUACAUGACGAUUGAUUUGAUGAUUUUAACAAUCAUUGUAGUGGUAGAAUUGAUUUUUAACUCUCAGUCUUACAGCAGAUUUUGUAAUUUUUCCCUGCUAAUGCUGGUAUACCAGUAGUGCUAACAUAAUCCAUCUCUCAAUCAGCUGUGCCGACAUAAUCCAUCUCUCAAUCUGAUUGACUAUUGUAUAUUUACUCUUAUUGCGUGCGUCUGUGCAUGAUAUAUGUAGAUAUCUGUACAAUGAGACUGAAGAUUUCUCAGCAAUUGGGUAAUGUGUAUGUAGUUCUAUAUAUUUCCAAAUCCAUAAAACAUUAUAUGUUCUCGAGUC